Messenger RNA from Planococcus citri (citrus mealybug), 1656 nucleotides. Its product is annotated as vesicular glutamate transporter 1-like. NCBI's taxonomy places the organism in Eukaryota, Metazoa, Arthropoda, Insecta, Hemiptera, Pseudococcidae. The transcript has 10 exons. Gene Ontology annotation, biological process: monoatomic anion transport; transmembrane transport. The record is from RefSeq and is a predicted model, not a curated record. Gene Ontology annotation, molecular function: transmembrane transporter activity. Gene Ontology annotation, cellular component: membrane. Bases 95 to 1588 code for a protein of 497 amino acids.
ACAUACCUACCUACCUACUGCCUACAAUUCUACAUACAUUUAAAUUAAAUACACAUACGAUGUUAGAUAAGUGCAGCAAAUCAAGCUUGUUACAAUGAGAGUAGGCGCAGUUAAACCAGCCAAAACGUCUCCAAAUAACGAUGAAGAGCAGAAUCGACCACAAAAUGACAAAAAAAUAGAAACAUGUGUCGAUCAAACGCCCCCAUUAUGGUUUUCGAAACGGUUUCUAGUUUCUGUAGUGAUAUUUUUCGCUUAUAUCAAUAUCGGAAUAAUAUUAACGAAUAUCAAUAUCGCCGUCGUCGAGAUGACUUCUGCGAAACUGAUCACUAAAGGGAAUUCUACAAUUUUACGACCAGCUGAAUUCCAAUGGGAUCCAUCAUUCGUUGGUAUUGUUUCCAGCAGCAUCUCGUAUGGCGGUCUGUUCGCAUUAGGUGGUGGAUUUUUUGUGGAUAAAAUGGGAGGUGCAGGAAGCUUUGCAUUUAUAAUGAUGAUGUGUGGUGUCUUGAACAUACUCCAUCCUGUCAGCUUGUACUUGGAUAUUCGUUUAUUUUUCCUGUUUCGUUUACUGACUGGAUUCUUCGGGAAUUGUUUUUACGCCAGCGUCGCCGAAAUAUAUUCGCGAUGGUUUCCAAAAAAAGAACGACCCAUGUUGAUAGCAUUUUGCUGCGUCGGAACAAGCGUAGGAGUGACUGUUAUGAAUCCUUUGUUUGGAUUCAUAGCUGAUCGAGUUGGAUGGCAAAUGGUAUUUUACGUUACAGGCUUACUAUCUCUAGUGUCCGCUUUACUUUGCUUAAUCGUGGUGAGGAAUCGUCCUUCUCAAGAUAAAUUGAUCAGCCAAGAAGAACUCAACUAUAUACUCGAAGAAACUUACGACGUUCCUCGAAAACGAAUAUCUCAUCCUUACAAAACAAUUUUCCUAUCGCCACCAGUAUGGGCAUUAUGUUUCGUCGACUUUACUUUAUUCUGGACUAACAAUGUAGAUGCUGGAUGUUUACCCUUAUACGCCAAAGAUUUGACGGGAAGAACUACCGAUGAAAUAGGUUAUUUAUGUUCCAUUCCUUUGAUCGUUACAAUUAUCCUGUAUCCAGUUGCCGGAAUAUUGAUAAAUCGUUGGAAAAAUCACACCAGCAUCGAUGAAACUCGGAUGGAUAAAAUAAUAAUCAGCGUUACGUUCCUUUCUGCAAGCAUGUUGUACGCAGCAUGUGGAAUUUUUUCAAAUUUCACAGCAUCAAUGGUAUUGCUUGUGAUGAUUGAGUCUGUUAAAUCAUUCGUACCACCAGUUCUCGAACCUAACAUUGUUAACUUAGCUCCCAACGACUCGAGCAUCGUAGCCGGAUUGACUAAAAUUUGUACUUCCUUGAGUACGAUAUUUUCCAGAACCAUAUUCGGUUUUAUGACCAUGAAUCAUACUAUUCAAGAAUGGAAUAAUUGUUUUUUCUUCACAUCUGGUAUAUUGAUAAUCGGAGCUGCAAUAUUUGCCAAAUAUGGAUCCAGCGAAGCUCAGCCUUGGUCUGUACCUUCGAUCGACGAAGAUGAAGACGACGAACGUGAUUUUUUGAUCAAAACCAAAAAUCAAGAUCAAAAGUGAUUCUUUACAAGUGUAAAAAUUAUCUACAAAUGGUUCCUUUAUUCAAAUAUUAAAUCGUGUUUUCGUUA